CACUCCACUUGGAAUUUGGAAAACUUGGCCAACUCUUAUCCACAGCUCUUUUCUGUUGGAUCAACCUCUUCUUCUUUUCUCUUCUCUUAGCUUCUCUGGAUAAUCAAGAACUAUAAGAACAACAAAGAAGAGCAGAGCAACGAAUCAUUCUGAGAGCCACUUGAGGGGAUCAAAGAUGUCUUUAGCGUCUUCUUCAAUUCCCUGUGUUAAAAUCUCAAGUUCUUCCUAUUCUUCCUCUUCGACUACGACCUGCUCUUCAUCAUCGUCCUCUUCUUCUUCUUCUUCCAUCAAAUUCUCUGCCACUAAGCCUUCCAUUACCAUAAGGAAUUCAAAUGCUGAAGGCCCAAUUCGAAGACCAGUUGCCCCUUCUCUGAGACAACCCUCUGCUCCUGUGAUACCCAUUCCUCAAUCUCCAUCUCCAUCUCAAUCUCCGUCUCCUCCCUCUCCACCUUCAGCCCCUUCAAAGCCGGUUUCUGUGGCUGGGGUCUCGCAAGUAUCGGAUCCUAAUGUAAUCACUAUGGAGUUUCAGAGGAAGAUGGCCAAAGAGCUUCAGGAGUAUUUUCGGCAGAAGAAGCUCGAAAAAGCGGACCAAGGACCUUUCUUUGGAUUCAUUGGGAAGAACGAAAUUGCUAAUGGCAGAUGGGCCAUGUUUGGUUUUGCUGUUGGGCUGCUAACAGAGUACGCAACAGGUUCAGAUUUUGUUGAUCAAGUGAAGAUCCUUUUCUCCAAUUUUGGGAUAUUAGAUCUGGAUUGAUUCUUGUGCUUGAUCAUCAUCACUGUCAUUCCCUUCUCAUUGUCGUAAUUGUUGUAAUCAUAUUCAAUCUAUGUUCUGUAAUCUUCUAGUGACUCACUGUAACUUCACUGGAUUUGAUGAAUAUCUUAAAAUGUAUCUUCACUAUUCAUUUGUCCUUGUACUAUCUGGGCAUGGAACCUUCAUUACAACAAACUACACCAUCGAAGGUAGAAUGAUUUGUUCAA
Messenger RNA from Macadamia integrifolia, 978 nucleotides. RefSeq names its product light-harvesting complex-like protein OHP2, chloroplastic. The transcript is spliced from 2 exons. Gene Ontology annotation, cellular component: chloroplast thylakoid membrane. Lineage: Eukaryota; Viridiplantae; Streptophyta; Magnoliopsida; Proteales; Proteaceae. The record is from RefSeq and is a predicted model, not a curated record. Bases 176 to 754 code for a protein of 192 amino acids.